Lotus japonicus is the source of this 3194-nucleotide messenger RNA. Its product is annotated as putative pentatricopeptide repeat-containing protein At3g23330. NCBI's taxonomy places the organism in Eukaryota, Viridiplantae, Streptophyta, Magnoliopsida, Fabales, Fabaceae. The transcript has 3 exons. The coding region runs from base 34 to 2163 and encodes 709 amino acids. Gene Ontology annotation, molecular function: protein binding; zinc ion binding; RNA binding. Gene Ontology annotation, biological process: RNA modification. The record is from RefSeq and is a predicted model, not a curated record.
UCUUUAGGAGGGAAAACGCAACAGGUGUUGGUGAUGGUGACGAAAGCAAUGAGUUCCAUACAAGACGCGAUCACACGCAUUCUCAGAAACCCAAACACCGUCACUUCCACCCACCACGCCAAGCAACUCCAUGCUUACAUUCUGAAGACGAGAGGAACACUUCACUCCGACAACUCCCUCGUACUCUCACUCUACUCCAACCUCAACCUCCUCCACCACUCCCUCCUCCUCUUCCGCUCCCUCCCCUCUCCUCCGCCACCUCUAGCAUGGUCCUCCCUCAUCAAAUGCUACACCUCUCACUCCCUCUAUCACCUCUCCUUCUCUUCCUUCAAUGCCAUGCGCGCUCUGGGAAUCUCCCCGACCCGCCACUUCUUCCCUUCCCUCCUCAAAGCUUCCACCCUUUUGAACCACCCCCACCUCGCUCUCUCCCUCCACGCCGCUGCCAUUCGGCUUGGUCUUGAUUUUGACCUCUACACUGCCAAUGCUUUGAUGAACAUGUACUGUAAGGUUCAGAACUUGGGUGGGUUCGGGUCUGCUAACAAGGUGUUUGAUGAAAAUCCUCAGCGAGGGAAGGGCUGUAAGUGUGAGAUAGAUAGUGUUAGGAAGGUUUUUGAUUUGAUGCCCGCGAGGGAUGUUGUUUCCUGGAACACUGUCAUUGCUGGGAAUGCUCAGAACGGGAUGUUCCGGGAAGCGUUGGACAUGGUUAGGGAGAUGGGGGAUGAUAAGUUGAAGCCUGACUCCUUCACUUUAUCCAGCAUCCUUCCCAUUUUUGCAGAGCAUGUUGAUGUUGUGAAAGGAAUGGAGAUUCAUGGGUAUGCUAUCAGGCAUGGGUUUGAUGGGGAUGUUUUCAUUGGAAGUAGCUUGAUUGACAUGUAUGCAAAAUGUAAUCGAGUGGAACAUUCGCUUCGUGCAUUUUACCUUUUGCCCUACCGAGAUGCCAUCUCUUGGAACUCUAUCAUUGCAGGUUGUGUGCAGAAUGGCAAAUUUGAUCAAGGGAUUGGUUUUUUUCGGCAGAUGUUGAAGGCGAAAGUGAAACCUAUGCAAGUCUCCUUCUCCAGUGUCAUACCCGCUUGUGCUCACUUGACGGCUUUGAAUUUGGGGAAGCAGCUUCAUGGAUGCAUAAUUAGGCUUGGGUUUGAUGAUAACAAGUUUAUAGCUAGCUCUCUGGUGGACAUGUAUGCCAAAUGUGGGAACAUUAAGAUGGCAAGGUAUAUUUUUGACAAGAUAGAGACACGUGACAUGGUGGCAUGGACUGCCAUCAUUAUGGGAUGCGCCAUGCACGGGCAUGCCCUUGAUGCAGUUUCCUUGUUUGAGAAGAUGUUAGAGGAUGGAGUAAGGCCCUGCUAUGUGGCAUUUAUGGCUGUUUUAACUGCAUGUAGUCAUGCUGGGUUGGUAGAUGAAGGCUGGAAGUAUUUUAACAGUAUGGAAAAGGAUUUCAGGAUUGCUCCUGGCCUGGAGCACUAUGCUGCUGUUGCAGACCUGCUUGGCAGAGCUGGAAGAUUGGAGGAAGCCUAUGACUUUAUUUCUAACAUGGGAAUACAGCCAACAGGAAGUGUGUGGUCAACAUUGUUGGCUGCUUGUAGGGCUCAUAAGAGUGUAGAAUUAGCUGAAAAGGUUGUUGACAAGAUACUUUUGGUUGACCCUGAAAACAUGGGUGCAUAUGUUUUAAUGUCAAACAUCUACUCAGCUGCCAAAAGAUGGAAGGAUGCUGCAAAAUUGAGAAUCCACAUGAGGAGUAAGGGUUUGAAGAAGACUCCAGCGUGCAGCUGGAUUGAGAUUGGAAACAAAGUACAUACUUUUCUGGCUGGAGAUAAAUCACAUCCAUAUUAUGACAAAAUUAAUGAGGCGUUGAAUAUUUUAUUGGAGCAGAUGGAGAAAGAAGGUUAUGUCCUUGACACGAGUGAGGUGCUCCAUGAUGUUGAUGAUGAAUAUAAGCGUGACUUAUUACGCACUCACAGCGAGAGACUUGCCAUAGCAUUUGGCAUCAUUAGCACUACUUCUGGUACAACCAUCCGAGUAAUAAAGAAUAUUCGGGUGUGUGUGGACUGCCAUACUGCAAUUAAAUUUAUUUCAAAGAUUGUAGGCAGGGAAAUUGUUGUACGGGAUAAUAGCCGGUUUCACCAUUUCAUGAAUGGGUCAUGUUCAUGUGGAGAUUAUUGGUGAAAUAACAAUCAUGAUUGGAAAUCCUGUGUUCAUAGUCCUAGCCUCUGGUUGUCAUGGCAACUAAGUAUGUUAAGAUUGUGGCUGCACAAGUAGGACUAAACUGAGGUGGAUUCAAAUGAUACAGAACGAGUGUAGAAGCAGACAAACUGAAAUCAGGGCCAUAAAUGGGUUUGGAUAUUGGCUGUUCUGCUCAUGCAGUAGGAAAGCCAAGCAAUCAAAAAAAUUGUAAGGCGAUAGAGCCUGUUUGCUCUCUGCUUGGUGAAGAGAACUUGGAUCCUGAUUCCACAUUGUUGGAUUUCAUGUCAAACAUUUGACUUGAGUUCUGAUUCCUACCUUAUUAACAACACUAGGCAGAAGGACAUCAAUAUUUACUGCCAGAGAUGCGAUAACAUGCUUCAAAUAUCACUUUUACCUUAGUUAAUUCACAAGUAAAUUUUGUAUGAAUUAUCUUUGUUUUCCCCUUUUUAGGUUGUUAUAUGUUAGUGUUCAGAAGUCCUUGGUUAUAAUGGGAAAACCUAAAGUAAUAUUGAGAUCAAUUGCCUGAUACUUUCUUCUUAAUUAAUUAGCAAAUGAAUUUCUCUUUAAAAACCUGCAUGAGAUAACAAGAUUCUGCUGGAGGCAACUAGCUAGCUUAUGGCAUAACCUUGAGGAUUAAUGAAGCAUCCUAUUUUCAGAUCUUGGUGGAUGAGAAAUCUGCAUUUAUCAUGGCUGGGGAACCAGGAGUAUGUCAAUGUUUGUUGAAGGUACAACUUGGAGGACCUAGCAACUAUAUCCCAGUGAACAGAGAGGCUGUUUCUGCAAGGCCAAAUUGUAUGAAGGGGAGGGAAUGUUUAGGGCAUAUGAUCAGCUUGUCAGUGGACUCUCCAGAACUACACAUAUUUUGAUACCGGAUGGUAUCUCAUUUGGAGAUAUAUGAGUCUCUCUUAGUUAUGGAAAAAAUAUUUCCUUUUAUUAUUUAGAAAAUGAGCACUGUAAUGUCUAAUUUUCAAUGAAGAUUUAUUUACAUUUCUAUUUAGCUUUUUGAUUUCUUU